ACCCGAACGCUUGGAUCCCGUUCCGGUUUGCUGACUCCCAACCGAGAACCAGGUGUUCCGAGCUCGCCGAUUGAAGGCCAGGUGCUUCUCUUGCCUUCCUUCCUUCGUUCCGAUCGCCGAUGGGUGUCACCAGGGGUGCAAAGCGUCCGGUCGGGGCGGCCAUGGCCUGGCUCCGCCGCCAGCCUCCCAAGGUCAAGGCCUUCGUCGCCGUCGUGGCUGGUAUGGCCGCUCUCGCCUUCCUGAGACUUGUUGUCCGUGAUCAUGACAACCUUUUUGUCGCUGCCGAGGCCGUCCACGCCCUCGGCAUCUCCGUUCUGAUCUAUAAGCUCACAAAGGAGAAGACUUGCGCCGGGCUCUCACUCAAGUCUCAGGACCUGACAGCUUUGUUUUUGGCUGUUAGACUUUAUUGUAGUUUUGUAAUGGAAUAUGAUAUACACACGCUGCUGGAUUCUGCUGCUCUUGGUACUACACUCUGGGUUAUAUAUAUGAUGCGGUUUAAGUUGAAAUCCAGUUACAUGGAGGAUAAAGAUAAUUUUUCAAUAUAUCUUGUGGUGGCACCCUGUGUUGUACUAGCUAUCUUGAUUCACCCAUCUACAUCACAUAAUAUAGUCAACAGAAUUUGCUGGGCCUUUUGUGUUUAUUUGGAAGCAGUUUCAGUGUUACCUCAGUUGCGCUUGAUGCAAAACACACAGAUUGUUGAACCAUUUACAGCACACUAUGUGUUUGCUUUGGGAAUUGCAAGAUUCCUGAGCUGUGCUCAUUGGAUCCUACAGGUCUUGGACACUCAUGGGCGCUUGCUGACAGCAUUGGGUCAUGGUUUGUGGCCUCCUAUUGUUCUUCUCUCAGAAAUAGUACAAACAUUCAUCCUUGCUGAUUUCUGCUAUUAUUAUGUCAAGAGUGUUGUUGGUGGGAAUCUAGUGUUGCGCCUUCCCUCCGGCGUGGUAUGAAUUCGAAGCUUCACUCUCUGCUGUCAAUGAAAUAACUUAAAACACAUGAUCCAAGUUUUCCUUCUGUCAGCUUUUGUGUUAUCUAAUGUGAACUAUGUUUUUAACCUUCUUCCAUAUUUUUCUCUUUGGAUAUUUAUAUGAUAGUUUUAAACUUUUAAUGUUGAAUAUAAUAGAUACAUAAGUGAGAAUGCUUUAUGUUUCUCUUACC
Messenger RNA from Dioscorea cayenensis subsp. rotundata (Guinea yam), 1155 nucleotides. Its product is annotated as ER lumen protein-retaining receptor erd-2.2-like. Gene Ontology annotation, molecular function: ER lumen protein retrieval receptor activity. NCBI's taxonomy places the organism in Eukaryota, Viridiplantae, Streptophyta, Magnoliopsida, Dioscoreales, Dioscoreaceae. The coding region runs from base 120 to 947 and encodes 275 amino acids. The record is from RefSeq and is a predicted model, not a curated record. The transcript has 6 exons. Gene Ontology annotation, cellular component: membrane. Gene Ontology annotation, biological process: protein retention in ER lumen.